CUAUGCACAGAUCUGAGAUCUCAGUGGAUGAAGUCUUUGUUUAUACAUAGAGAGAUACAAUAUAAGAAACAGAGAGAGGCCUAUGCACAGUCACAGAUCUCUCAAUUAAAUUCGCAAUGGAGUUAGAAAAAGUUCACGUGGUUUUGUUCCCAUACUUGUCCAAAGGGCACAUGAUUCCUAUGCUCCAAUUAGCUCGUCUCCUCUUAUCCCACUCCUUCGCCGGAGACAUCUCCGUCACCGUCUUCACCACUCCUUUGAACCGUCCUUUCAUCGUUGACUCACUCUCCGGCACCAAAGCGACCAUCGUCGACGUACCUUUCCCUGAUAACGUCCCGGAGAUCCCACCCGGCGUCGAGUGCACUGACAAACUCCCUGCUUUGUCGUCCUCCCUCUUCGUUCCUUUCACAAGAGCCACCAAGUCAAUGCAGGCAGACUUUGAGCGAGAGCUCAUGUCACUGCCACGUGUCAGUUUCAUGGUCUCAGACGGUUUCUUGUGGUGGACGCAAGAGUCAGCUCGAAAGCUAGGGUUUCCUCGGCUUGUUUUCUUUGGUAUGAAUUGCGCUUCCACCGUUAUAUGUGACAGUGUUUUUCAAAACCAGCUUCUAUCUAAUGUUAAGUCCGAGACGGAGCCAGUUUCUGUACCGGAGUUUCCGUGGAUUAAGGUUAGGAAAUGUGAUUUCGUUAAAGAUAUGUUUGAUCCAAAAACCACCACAGAUCCUGGAUUCAAGCUUAUCCUAGAUCAAGUCACGUCUAUGAAUCAAAGCCAAGGUAUCAUAUUCAAUACAUUUGACGACCUUGAACCCGUGUUUAUUGAUUUCUACAAGCGUAAACGCAAACUCAAGCUUUGGGCAGUUGGACCGCUUUGUUACGUAAAUAACUUCUUGGAUGAUGAAGUAGAAGAGAAGGUCAAACCUAGUUGGAUGAAAUGGCUAGAUGAAAAGCGAGACAAGGGAUGCAAUGUUCUGUAUGUGGCUUUCGGGUCACAAGCCGAGAUCUCGAGAGAACAACUAGAGGAGAUUGCGUUAGGGUUGGAAGAAUCGAAGGUGAACUUCUUGUGGGUGGUCAAAGGAAAUGAAAUAGGAAAAGGGUUUGAAGAGAGAGUGGGAGAAAGAGGAAUGAUGGUGAGAGAUGAAUGGGUUGAUCAGAGGAAGAUAUUAGAGCACGAGAGUGUUAGAGGGUUCUUGAGCCAUUGUGGGUGGAAUUCUCUGACGGAGAGCAUUUGCUCGGAGGUUCCAAUCUUGGCGUUUCCUUUAGCAGCGGAGCAACCUCUGAAUGCGAUUUUGGUGGUGGAAGAGCUGAGAGUGGCGGAGAGAGUGGUGGCGGCGAGUGAAGGGGUUGUGAGAAGAGAAGAGAUUGCAGAGAAAGUGAAGGAGUUGAUGGAGGGAGAGAAAGGGAAAGAGCUGAGGAGGAAUGUCGAGGCAUAUGGUAAGAUGGCGAAGAAGGCUUUGGAGGAAGGUAUUGGUUCGUCUAGGAAGAAUUUAGACAACCUUAUCAACGAGUUUUGUAACAAUGGAACAUGAUGAUGUAUGUUAACACCUAUAUAUUAAUACUAGAUUUUAACCCGCG
Molecule: messenger RNA, 1566 nt
Organism: Arabidopsis thaliana (thale cress)
Lineage: Eukaryota; Viridiplantae; Streptophyta; Magnoliopsida; Brassicales; Brassicaceae
Product: UDP-Glycosyltransferase superfamily protein
Exons: 2
Coding region: 117-1520 (467 amino acids)
Molecular function (GO): UDP-glycosyltransferase activity
Source: RefSeq, marked reviewed